UAUCAUCCAACCCAAACGGCAGACAGGACAGACACAUUUUAAGAGGGCUCCAUCUGAGCACAGGAAACAGAUCCCAGCGUAAACGGGACAUAUUUUCAGCUCUUAUACUCAUUCGUUUAAAUUGAUUUUGCUGAAACAUAUUUAGAGAUCUGAAUAUCUUUAUAAAAGUAAACAUGUCAACUGGAAUACAAUUACUGGGAUUUUUGCUGAGUGUGGGAGGCUGGCUUGCCACUCUUGCCUGCUUGAUGAACAGUUACUGGAAAGUGUCCACAGACUAUGACCAGUUGAUUACAACCACCAACUAUUAUGAGAAUCUGUGGAAGACCUGUGUCCAGGACAGCACUGGCCGAACUAACUGCCAGAACUUCAAUACACUACUCAAUCUUGAAGGGUAUAUCCAGGGCACACGUGCGUUGAUGAUUCUCUCUCUGGUAGUGAGCCUGAUUGGUGUCAUUACAGCUCUUUUUGGGAUGAAGUGUAUUACAAUCGGAAGUUCUGAUGAGCAAACUAAAGGAAAAAUGUCUGUCACCAGUGGCACGCUCUUUAUUGUCGGAGGUAUAUGCUCCUUGGCGGCCGUUUCCUGGUAUGCAGCACAAGUCAUUCAGCAGUUUUACAGUGCAAUACAUGGAAAAUCUAGAUAUGAGCUGGGAUCAGGGCUCUACAUUGGUUGGGCAGGAUCCGUAUUGGCAAUUCUUGGAGGCAUCUUUCUGUGCUGUUCUUUCAAGAAAUCAAGGAAGUCUUCCCCAAGGGCGUACAAAUAUUCAGCACCCAGCAAUGAACAGAAGAUUUACAAGCCAACAUCUCAAGCGGACAAGGCUUACGUCUAAGUCUUUGGUUUGCAAUGUUUUUACCUUUUUUUACUUUGAUAACUUGCUCUUUAGAAGUUUACUUGAACGUCAUGCUCCAUGGAACUUUUUUUUUUUUUUUCUGCCAAAAAUGAUUGUCUCCACCAUGUUACAGACAAAGAAAAAAAACACUUAAUCCUAGGCAACUCUCACUUUGUGUAUAAGGGAAAGAUUUGUUUUGGGCUCUCAAUUGUUGUAAUGUUUUAAUUAAUUUUUACAAAUGAAAUCAUAAUAAUAGAGUAAAAUAUAAUUUAACUCUCUUAACUGCUUAGUUUUAAUUUGCAAGUGUCUGAGACUUCAAUAAAAAUACAUUUAAUAA
This is a messenger RNA of Erpetoichthys calabaricus (reedfish), 1164 nucleotides long. RefSeq names its product claudin 15-like b (gene cldn15lb). Bases 174 to 827 code for a protein of 217 amino acids. The transcript is spliced from 5 exons. NCBI's taxonomy places the organism in Eukaryota, Metazoa, Chordata, Cladistia, Polypteriformes, Polypteridae. Gene Ontology annotation, biological process: cell adhesion; bicellular tight junction assembly. Gene Ontology annotation, cellular component: plasma membrane; bicellular tight junction. Gene Ontology annotation, molecular function: structural molecule activity. The record is from RefSeq and is a predicted model, not a curated record.